CGGCAGUAAAACAAGAGAAGAAGAAGAAGAAGGAAGCCUGUUUAGCUUCUCCGCCGUGACAAACUGGUGUCUUUAAACGAUUCUUUGAGUUUAUUAUUAGGAACACAUAUAUACUGUUUAGACUUUUAAACGUUAUCAAAACAGAAAUAUUUAAUAUAUAUAUUUAAAAUUGGACCGAAAGAUUAAAACGGGUAGCAGCUAACUGCUAGCAGCUAACAUUAGCCACAUCCACUGCUGCGUCGGUUAGAGCUCUGUUGCCCUGGCAACGGAUAAGAAUAGCAUCAAGGAGGCCACGACCCGACUCUCCGAGCCUCAUUUAGCUGUUUUUACCAUUAUUAAUUUUUAAACAAAAGUCUCCGGGAUGGCUGAAGAGGGAAGACGCGGAGAGGAAGAGGACCGGGGCCCCGGAGCGGCUCACCGGGGGUUUGUGACGAUGGAGAACCUUCUGGAGAAGCUAAAGCUGCUCAACUACGAGGAGGAAGUUCUGGUGAAACACAACAUGAAGAGCCUGACCAGGCAUUAUUUCGUCUCCAGUCCGUACCUGGUGUCCAACCCCGGCGAGCAGUUCUACAUGUUCACCAUCAUCGCUGCCUGGCUCAUCAACGUGGCGGGGCGGCGGUUCACCGAGCCGCAGGAGUACGACGAGCCCAACGCCACCGUGUCCAACAUCCUGGCAGAACUCAGAGCCUUCGGCGUGAAGGUGGACUUCCCUCCCUCCAAGCUGAAGUCGGGCUCCGGUGAGUUCGUCUGCUUCGUGUUGGACCGUCUGGCUGAGGAGGCGCUGAAGAACAGAGGCUUCACCUUCAGACGGCCAAACUACCCUGCAGAAAACACAGAGGAAGAGUCGAUGAUGGACGACGACGCGGAGCUGACGCUCAGCAAGGUGGAGGAGGAGAUGAUUGAGGAAGCCGACGAUGAGGAGGAGAACGUGAUGGACCUGGAGGCGCUGAAGCUGCGUAACGCUCACGCUGAAGCAGAACCGAGCUCCAAGCCGGACGACAUCCUGGAGUCCACGGUGGAUGCCGCCGAAUGGAGGCUGGAGGUGGAGCGGGUUCUGCCGCAGCUCAAGGUCACCAUCAGGACCGACAACAAGGACUGGAGGAUCCAUCUGGACCAGAUGCAUCAGCACCGAGACGGAAUCAAGUCAUCACUCAAAGACACCAAGAGCUACCUGGACAAGCUGCAGGAGGACAUCGGGAAAACUCUGGAGAAGGUGAGCAGCAGAGAGAAAUACAUCAACAACCAGCUGGAGGCGCUGAUCCAGGAAUACCGCAACGCUCAGGCCCGGCUCAGUGAGGCGAAGGAACGCUACAGGCAGGCGAGUGUUGGAGUGAUGACGAGGACCAGAGUCCUGGCUGAGAUCAGUGAGGAGUUGGAGAAGGUGAAGCAGGAGAUGGAGGACAAAGGCAGCAGCAUGUCUGAUGGAGCUCCGGUGGUGAAGAUCAAGCAGAGCCUCACCAAGCUGAAGCAGGAAGUGGUGCAGAUGGAUGUGAGGAUCGGCGUGGUGGAGCACACGCUGCUGCAGGCCAAGCUCAAGGAGAAGUCCAACAUGACGCGGGACAUGCACGCCACCAACAUCCCUGAUUCUGCUGCCGGAACCUUCACCUAGCACCGCUGAGGUUCUGCUCCUCACAGCGGCACUGGGAGUCCCAAUAGCUCAUCUGUCAAAUACGUGUUUUAUUGCAUAAAUACAAAUAUUUAUUGAAUUGUUUUAUAUAUUUGAUACUUUUCUUGUUUAAAUAAACUGAAACAUCUUUUUCUAAA
Xiphophorus couchianus (Monterrey platyfish) is the source of this 1764-nucleotide messenger RNA. RefSeq names its product intraflagellar transport 57 homolog (Chlamydomonas) (gene ift57). The record is from RefSeq and is a predicted model, not a curated record. Lineage: Eukaryota; Metazoa; Chordata; Actinopteri; Cyprinodontiformes; Poeciliidae. Gene Ontology annotation, cellular component: microtubule organizing center; intraciliary transport particle B; Golgi apparatus. The transcript is spliced from 11 exons. Bases 362 to 1609 code for a protein of 415 amino acids. Gene Ontology annotation, biological process: intraciliary transport; non-motile cilium assembly.